Molecule: messenger RNA, 2842 nt
Organism: Phyllostomus discolor (pale spear-nosed bat)
Lineage: Eukaryota; Metazoa; Chordata; Mammalia; Chiroptera; Phyllostomidae
Gene: LONP2
Product: lon peptidase 2, peroxisomal
Exons: 15
Coding region: 102-2654 (850 amino acids)
Biological process (GO): protein catabolic process; protein processing; protein targeting to peroxisome
Cellular component (GO): peroxisomal matrix
Molecular function (GO): ATP binding; ATP hydrolysis activity; serine-type endopeptidase activity
Source: RefSeq, a predicted model, not a curated record
CGGAAGUGCGGGCGCGCCGGCGGCCGGGACCUCCGGAGUUGGUGGCGCAGAGCUGCGAGUGCCGUGCUGUGCGAGGUCCCCGGGCCCGAACGGCCGGCGCCAUGUCGUCGGUGAGCCCCAUCCAGAUCCCCAGCCGCCUGCCGCUGCUGCUCACCCACGAGGGGGUGCUGCUGCCUGGCUCCACCAUGCGCACCAGCGUGGACACGGCCCGCAACCUGCAGCUGGUGCGCAGCCGCCUGCUCAAGGGCACGUCGCUGCAGAGCACCAUCCUGGGCGUCAUCCCCAACACGCCCGACCCGGCGAGCGACGCGCAGGACCUGCCGCCACUGCACAGGAUCGGGACGGCCGCCCUGGCCGUGCAGGUCGUGGGCAGCAACUGGCCGAAGCCCCACUACACCCUGCUGGUCACGGGCCUGUGCCGCUUCCAGAUCGUCCAGGUGCUGAAGGAGAAGCCGUACCCGGUCGCCGAGGUGGAGCAGCUGGACCGGCUGGAGGAGUUCCCCCACAGCGGCAGGACCCGGGAGGAGCUGGGGGAGCUGUCGGAGCAGUUCUACAAGUACGCCGUGCAGCUGGUGGAGAUGCUGGACAUGUCGGUCCCCGCCGUGGCGAAGCUGCGGCGGCUCCUGGACAGCCUUCCCAGGGAGGCGCUCCCCGACAUCCUGACCUCCAUCAUCCGCACCAGCAACAAGGAGAAGCUGCAGAUCCUAGACGCCGUGAGCCUGGAGGAGCGCUUCAAGAUGACCAUCCCGCUGCUCGUGCGGCAGAUCGAGGGCCUGAAGCUGCUGCAGAAAACCAGGAAGCACAAGCAGGACGAGGACAAGCGGGUGAUAGCCAUUCGCCCCACGCGGAGGGCCAUGCCCCUCCCGGGCAUUUUAGAGGACGAGGAGGAGGAGGAGGAGAACGAUGACAUCGUGAUGCUGGAGAAGAAGAUCCGGGCGUCCCACAUGCCCGAGCAGGCGCACAGGGUCUGCCUCAAAGAGAUCCGGAGACUGAAAAAGAUGCCUCAGUCCAUGCCGGAGUACGCUCUGACGAGGAACUACCUGGAGCUCAUGGUGGAGCUGCCCUGGAACAAAAGCACAACUGACCGCCUGGACAUCCGUGCGGCCCGGGCCCUGCUGGACAGCGACCACUACGCCAUGGAGAAGCUGAAGAAGCGCGUGCUGGAGUACCUGGCCGUCAGGCAGCUGAAGAGCGACCUGAAGGGCCCCAUCCUGUGCUUCGUGGGCCCCCCCGGCGUCGGGAAGACCAGCGUCGGGCGGUCCGUGGCCAAGACCCUGGGCCGGGAGUUCCACAGGAUCGCGCUGGGAGGCGUGUGCGACCAGUCGGACAUCCGGGGGCACAGGCGCACCUACGUGGGCAGCAUGCCCGGCCGCAUCAUCAACGGCCUGAAGACGGUGGCGGUGAACAACCCCGUGUUCCUGCUGGACGAGGUGGACAAGCUGGGGAAGAGCCUGCAGGGCGACCCGGCCGCGGCCCUGCUCGAGGUGUUGGACCCGGAGCAGAACCACAACUUCACCGACCAUUAUCUCAACGUGGCCUUCGACCUUUCCCAAGUUCUCUUCAUCGCCACCGCCAACACCACGGCCACUAUCCCCCCGGCCUUGCUGGACAGGAUGGAGAUCAUCCAGGUGCCAGGCUACACCCAGGAGGAGAAGAUUGAGAUCGCGCACCGGCACCUGAUCCCCAAGCAGCUGGGGCAGCACGGGCUGACCCCGCAGCAGGUCCAGAUCCCCCAGGUGACGACGCUGGACAUCAUCACCAGGUACACCCGAGAGGCGGGGGUCCGCUCCCUGGACAGGAAGUUGGGGGCCAUCUGCCGCGCCGUCGCCGUGAAGGUCGCAGAAGGACAGCACAAGGACGCCCGGCUGGACCGUGCCGACGCCGCGGAGGCGGAAGGCUGCAGAGAGCACGUCCUGGACUCCAAGCCCGAGGCGCUGGGCGGCACGGCCGACCUGGGCCUGCCGCCCGAGAUGCCCAUCCUGAUAGACUCCCACGCGCUCAAGGACAUCCUGGGGCCGCCCAUGUACGAGCUGGAGGUGUCAGAGCGCCUGAGCCAGCCGGGGGUGGCCAUAGGCCUGGCGUGGUCCCCCCUGGGCGGGGAGAUCAUGUUCGUGGAGGCGAGUCGGAUGGAUGGCGAGGGCCAGCUAACUCUGACCGGCCAGCUGGGGGACGUCAUGAAGGAGUCCGCCCACCUGGCUAUCAGCUGGCUGCGCAGCAACGCCAAGAGGUACCAUCUGACCAACGCUUCUGGGGGCUUUGACCUCCUGGACAACACCGACAUCCACCUGCACUUCCCGGCCGGGGCGGUCACGAAAGACGGGCCGUCGGCCGGGGUCACCAUCGUGACCUGCCUCGCCUCCCUCUUCAGCGGGCGGCUGGUGCGCUCCGACGUGGCCAUGACCGGGGAGAUCACGCUGCGCGGCCUGGUGCUGCCGGUGGGUGGCAUCAAGGACAAGGUGCUGGCGGCGCACCGGGCCGGCCUGAAGCGGGUCAUCCUCCCGCAGAGGAACGAGAAGGACCUGGAGGAGAUCCCGGGCAACGUGCGCCAGGACCUGAGCUUCGUCACGGCCGGCUGCCUGGACGACGUCCUGAACGCAGCCUUCGACGGCGGCUUCGCGGCCACGAGCAGCCCCCUGGUGAACAGCAAGCUGUAGGCGCAGAGCCCGGCAUCCCGGGGGUCCGGGGGUCGGCGCCCAGAGGUGCCGACGAGGCCCUCCCACGCCUGCCCAGGCGGGCAGACCCCCCCCUCCGUGCGCGAACAGAGUCGCAGCGGUCACGCCCCUCACCCCGGGGAGGCUGGUUUUUGUUACAGAAGUGGAGAUUUAAUAAAGCGAUGCAAACG